ACAGCUGACAGAACAGGACGUAGAUGAAGUUGAAACGUGAUGUGAUGUUUGGUUGAUUAUUCUCACAAAAUUAAUUACUGUCACAGCCGGAUUUGCAGUUUUUUUUAAACAUUCCUUGAUGUUAAUUAUUGUUUUGGUUACUAAUGUUCAAUAGUAUAAAUUUUAUUAAAGAAUGGUAGCAGGGAAGAACUGCAGUUUUCAAUAAAACUUUUGUUUUUGUAUACCAGUGUGUGUUUAAAAUGAGUGAACUAGAAACAGUAGGUGGUUUGGAUAACCAAACUAAAACUAAUAACGAAGUAUGCAUUAGUUAUAAUGAUAUUGCCAAUAAACUUUUAAAAGAUAGAUUUUUAUUAACAGCAUUAGAAUUCCAUUCGGAGCUAGUAGAAUGUGGCAAAGAAAUUCCUAAAUUAAAGGAAUUCUUUUCAAAUCCAGGAAAUUUUGAAAAUCAGUUUUCAAAACCUGACUAUUGUGCAAUGCCACGCUCAUCCAGCCAAGCCACCCUGGACUCGUUGGAUAUGACGAGGUUCUCAGAAGACGGAGAACGUGGCGUGGACGAGCGAGUUGCGGUUCUCGAGUUUGAGCUGCGGAAGGCCAAGGAGACGAUCAGUGCCCUACGAGCGAACCUUACAGUUGCCACAGAAUGUGACACACCGAUGAGUGAGCAUCCAGCGAGUAUUCAGUGCGAGCCGAUCAAGCCUCACGAGCAGCGAGCGCUCAACUUCCUCAUCAACGAGUAUCUUCUUCUUCAUAACUAUAAGCUAACCUCUAUCACAUUCGCAGAUGAGAACGAAAAUCAGGAUUUUGAGGACUGGGACGAUGUAGGACUGAACAUCCCUAAGCCAGCCGAGCUGCUGCAGCUGUACAGGGACGCGAUGAGACAGCCGGGACACGGCGCGCCCAUGCGCGACUGUGGGAGUCAGGUCACGCUGGCGACAGACGAGGAACUGGCACUGAAGCAGCAGGUUAUGUCUCUGACAGUGGAGUUAGAGGAAGUCAGAACUCAGUUGGUAAACCUGGAGAGAGAAAAGGCUGAACUUACUGCUAACAUUGAGAGGCUGUCGACAGUGGAAACGGUGCCGACACACUACGCGACAGAGACAGUGUCAGUACGCAGCGCGACACCGGAACACUUCGAGAUGAUAGACGCAGCGGCGCGACACGGCUCGGAGAGUGGGAGUGGGAUGGAGCGUCUCUGCGAUGACAACGACACCUCCAGUCUCAAUGACACCGAGUGGACGCGUGUUAAUGCGUGCAUCGACUCGGAGACCGGUAGCGCACUGGGUCACUAUCCUGAAGGCUCUGGUCGGCCUGGAGAUAUAGAAGGCGGAUGUGAGGAGAGAGAGGAGCCUGCAGGAGCGGAGGAUCCCCUCCCCCUGGAUCUGCUGUCCCCCUCCGUCACUGCCAACAGAUCCCUGCCACCUGAGUUCCAGCGAGAAGUGGUCUGUCGAUGUUUUGUCAACACAGCCCGGGUGGGGGAGACACCACUGCUACACGAGUUGCUACACGAGGGGAUCAGUCUGGCAAGGUUAACUCAUGUGGUGGCACUCACUCUUCCAAGAAUCAUACCAAAUGUUCUUAUCAACAAACGAGAGGAACUGAUACCUCUAUUGGUCUGUACAAUUCACCUACACCAAGACUCUGCUCAGAGGGAUACUCUGCUGCAGUGGCUGUUCAAUCUCAAGAAAAGACCGCAAGAAGAAGAGAGAAGAUGUAUCCUAGCAGGUAUGGUCAGCCUCGCUCGAGCCAGCAGCCAGACCGUUAUCGAGUCUGAACUACUGCCUCACUGCUGGGAACAGAUGAGCCACAAACACACGGAGAGGAGACUGCUGGUUGCCGAGGCCUGUAGUGCACUGGCUCCAUACAUAUCGGCAGGUCUGCGUAACUCCUUAUUGCUGUCCAUACUGCAACAGCUACUGGGGGAGGACAGGGAGGAAACUGUUCGUGUGUCCUGCGUCCGCAGUCUCGCCCUUAUAGUGGCAGUGAUGGCUGACACCGACAAGUAUACUCAGUGUGAGGAGUUGACACUUAUUGCUCUCCAAGACAGUGCGACUGCGGUGGCGGACUCUGCAGUUCACAUCCUGCUGCCUAUCCUCGCCCAGUGGUCGCUGACUCUUCACUACCUACAGGAUAAGUUGCUCACCAGGCUGCUGUCAUCGCUUCACGCUGCUCUCAAGCGCAGUGGAGGUGGAGCUAGUGUGCUGCUGCUGUCAGCCGUACGAUCGCUCCUACCGUACCUGGUGAUGAGUGUGGCCGCUGUGGAAACGGUCACCAGUAGAAUACUGCCAGGACUACCCCUAGCUGAGCCACGUUCAGGUUUUGCGGACUUGUGUCAAGGUCUAGCCAAUCCUGCAAUAUUCUACAACGGAGAGUUCACGGUGGGCUCGGUGAUGAGUGCCUUUGACGUUGUUGUAAGAGAAACUCGGUGGUCGGAACUUGACUGGGUUCUCAAUACAAUGAUACCAAAAUUGUUGGACAGUUUAGACCUAGUGGACGUAACUAAUGAAGAUUUACUGAAUGGUUUCAUCGCAUUCUUCAAAUCUCUCACGGCUGGUUUCGGAAAGACUGUCACUGUCAAUAUGAUCAAGCCUAUAUUCUCAGAAAGGCUGAACAUUCUGGAGUCAAGAUUAGUCAAUUUGGACAAGGACUGGCCUAACCUCUCACUUAUACCUGUGUAUCUUCUGGCAGUGGUCGCUCCCGUACAGAGUGAGGUGGGAGAAGUUGGCAACACUGUCCAGAGAUUCCUGUUGUCCCUGGCGUUGUGUGGCGCCCCUGUAGACUGUCUGCAGGUCAGCGUUUCUCAGCUGUCCAAAGUUCCAGCUUUACACGAAACCCUCAUGACCGCACUGUGGGAAGGAGUGGUACACCCUCGGCCCUCCGUGCGAGCAGUAACAGCCACCAUGUUUGGACACGCCAUACGCUGUGUAGGAGAGUCCAUGACUACCAACCGCAUCGUCCCUGCUCUCAUCACAUUAGCAAGUGAUCCUGACAUUACCGUGAAAACUGCAACCAUUCCAGUCUUUGGGACUUUGAUAGAAUAUUCAACAAAUAAAGAGGUAGAGGAUAAAACGUACUUUCAACUGCAAUCACUUCUCAGUGACCCAACGGCCCGAGACAGUCACCCGGCACUGCUACAGCUGGUGGCAACACUGGGUCGCAUCGUGUCCCGGUGUGACAGUUGGUUCCGAGACGAUGUUGUGGUACCGCAGCUGGCAGCUACGGCCGCAUACACGCUACAGCUAACCAACCAGAGCCGGCGGUUGGACCUAGCGUUAGCACUGGUGCAAGCCUUCAACAACGCAGUCUACUGCUCGCUCUCCAAGAGUACCAUCACGACAGCUCUCAUACCUGGUCUCAGGUACCUAGAGCAGGUGUGCAGUCAGUCGCUGACCAGUCAUCACGAGACAGUACUCAGCAUGAUACAGGAGGCGGAGUCUCGCUCUGAUACAGCCAAGCCCAUAGAGAGAUCCAGCAGUACACUAAGCCUGGCAAUGGCCACAUCAAAUGUUGGGCAAGGAAUGGAGGACGUGAAGAAUAGAGUUACCAAAAUAUUCCAGACGCCCAUCUCCAGGCCUACCAACCUUCCCAAUCUGCAAAGUAUAAAUAAUAUCUUCCGUAAAAAGUAAUUCAUGGGUGAAAACCGAAGUUAGUGUUAUAACUGUUACUCAUGGUUCUGAUUUUACAACUUAUUGUUUUCUCUUAUCCAGACGAUACUGGUUUAGUGUAAAUCCUGUAACUGUCCUGGGUUGUGAUAGCCAAAGUUGGGACAUUUUAGUAUAACGACUUAUUUUAAUGUUUAUAAAGUGAAAGGUUGUUUAGUAUUGCACAUAGUUUUUUUACUACUUACGCAACGUGUGUGUCAGUUUAUUGUAACAUAUAUUCAGUUGUACUGAAAACAAUAAGUAUGAAUUCCCUACCGAUUUAGCCUUAUUUACUAUUCAACUGGUAUCCGUUUAGUUUUGAUGGUGGAGUUAACUGCUUUUUAGAACACCAAUAUCUUAAUUUAAACCUAUAAAUAGUUUGUGUGGUUCUGUUCGUCAAGGUUUCCAUUUUCACUGUCAUGCUAAAAUGGGCAGUAAAAGAUCGUCUUAAAAAGCCUUUCCAGGAGAAUUGGGUUUAUGAUGAAAUGAAGUCAAUGAUAUCUUUAGACAACUUUCUUCUGCAAGCUCUACCCUUUUUGUACUGUGCAAUAAGAGGACAUUUGCAGCAAAAAUACAUUUUUACCUUUCUUUGUGCUCUCAGAUCUGCUUUUAAACCCUCAGUUUUGGACCAUCAAGAAUGGUAAACUGGAAGUAUUGAGUGUAUCCAACUUGGCUAUAUUCUUGCCCAACUUUUCUUGUGUGCAAUAAUUGUUAUUUGCUGGAAUUUGGAAUGAUCCAGAAAAAGGACAUAGACCUGGCUAACUAAGUGGUUUCAAUUACUACUUUAAGUUUAUUAUCUGUCGGCUAACUGACUACACAUGAUCUGCUGGAAUUUAUCCUUUGCCUCUGCUCUUUACUUAUGCUUGGUGCGUUUGUUGCAAAAAAAAACAGGAUCUGCAACAGAAGACUUCCAUAUCCUUACCAAACCAGCAGCAGCACUUUUCUAAUUUAUCCUCCAACAGUGAAUUAAUGUCACUGCAGAGGUCAAAAAAUUUGCGGCCAGCUUCCACAGAGCUUGGUGUGCAUCGGACUAUGGGUGAAUUUAGGGAAACAACUGUGUUGAAGCCAAAUCAUGGGAGUAAUGGAUAAAAGCAUCUCGUACUAUAAUGGUGGGCAGAUGGUUUAGAAUCUUCCUCUGAACAAGACAUUACAAAACAAUAAUUUGGAUCAUUUCAUACAAUAUUUACAUGUUCUUAUUGUAUAAUUUACCUGAAAUCCUCCACUCUGUAUCAUAUUUAGAUUUGAAGCACUGGCAAAUGAAUACAAAUUUUCCAACAUUAAUUUUAUUAUUGCAAGGCCUUUCGGAAUCAAUGAUUCCACUAUGAGGCAUUUCUGAAGUUGCCUGAUAAUGGAAUCAUUGAUUCUAAGAAGCCUUGCAAUAAUAAAAUUAAUAUUGGAAAAUUUGUAUUCAUUACAAAUAGUUUUUUGUAGUGCUUCAUUUAAACUUUUUCCAAUGCUCCAAGGUUCUUCAUAUUUAGAUUUCUUAAAACUAAUAAUUUAAUUGUGUUGACAUGUUACCUAUACACUUAUACUAAAGACAAAGUCAGAUAAGAUAA
Homalodisca vitripennis (glassy-winged sharpshooter) is the source of this 5194-nucleotide messenger RNA. Its product is annotated as RAB11-binding protein RELCH homolog. Gene Ontology annotation, biological process: intracellular cholesterol transport. Gene Ontology annotation, cellular component: trans-Golgi network; recycling endosome. Gene Ontology annotation, molecular function: protein binding. The record is from RefSeq and is a predicted model, not a curated record. The transcript is spliced from 23 exons. NCBI's taxonomy places the organism in Eukaryota, Metazoa, Arthropoda, Insecta, Hemiptera, Cicadellidae. The coding region runs from base 240 to 3623 and encodes 1127 amino acids.